CUUGAAGUAUAAUAAUUAAGAUGAUAUCCAAAACCUUCGUUUUCUUAGGAAUCAACAUGCUAGUCAUGACUGCCAUGUCGAGAGUCACUGUUACGAGGCUAGAUAGACACCUUACAUGCUCAAGUCCGCAUACUUGAAGAAGCUGUGUGAACAAUAGCUCUCAGAGAUGGUGAGUUGUGAAUGGGACAGCCAACCCAACUGUUGGAGAAUGAUGCAACUCAGGGGAUACCUCUGGUUAUUGCUCAGACAACAGUAGUUAUGUGUGCUCUAACUCGAAGGACAUUGAUAAUAAUGGAGGCCUCAUACUCUGUCCAACUGAAGCAUCUCAUUGUGGGGAGAGAGAUGUAUUACUCGAAUGGAGUAAAGACUAUGAAAAUAUCACACAAGCUCUUAUUCCGCACUCUUCCCUGUGUGUUUACAGAAUACAUACGACUUCAAGUUUGGUGAAGAGCUUGGAAAUUGAGAUCAAUGACUUCAGUGGCGCAGAUGUUAAACCCUCCUUCUAUACAAUCUUCACAGGGUCAAGAGACAAGAAUAAGUACUCUCACAAAGGAAGCAUGAAGGCAAAUGACAAGAAGAGAGUGGCAUUUUAUGAAGACAGUUGCGUCUACAUUGUUGUAGAACCUUCUUCAGGCUAUAAUAGGCUGAGCAUUGGCGUUAAGGCUAGUACUGCUCAGGUUGUGGAGAGAUCGACGGCUGAAUUUAUUGUGCUUAUUGUGGUUAUUGGGGUUUUGGGUGUGGUGCUACUGAUUGGUGUUGGAUUAUUCUUUGUUCUGAUUGCUGCGGGUUGUUUUAAAUGAAUAAGGAGUGUAAUUUUGUGAUGAAAGAAGAGCGCAGAAGAUAAUACCUCUCCACAGGGCGUGGACCAAGAAAUGGCUCCAGCCAAGCCGUACGCGGCGCACCCUUCCUCUGUGGUGCAUCCUCAGAUAGCAGUGCCAGCACCUCCAGACGCUAAUGGCCCUCAGCCGAUCGAAGGGAACCGAAUGACUCCAGCUGGGUCUAUUCAUACCGCAGAGCACAUCGGCUAAAACCGGAUGGGUUCAGAAUUAU
Moneuplotes crassus is the source of this 1050-nucleotide messenger RNA. The record is from the annotation of a GenBank genome assembly. NCBI's taxonomy places the organism in Eukaryota, Ciliophora, Spirotrichea, Euplotida, Euplotidae.